GCCCGUUUUCUUCAACGUUAAUCUGAGUUUAAACUCGGUUUAUCCUAUCUCGAAAUUAUAUUAAAAAAAUUGAACUGAGUUUGAACUGCGUCGGAGAAAACGGCCAUAAGUUAUACAACAGCACAGCAGCAGACAGCAGUUUGACGAGCAACAGAAGCAACGUUCGUUCGAAAUCAUAACCUCUAUUUGAUAACCCGCCCAUUUAUAAAAUGAUUACUUUAGUGAUUUGUUUACGUGUGACUCGAAAUAAAAUGGGGGCAAAACCGAGUUUUUCGUACAACAUUCGGCAAUUUCGACAAUGCUCGAGAAUAUUCGGAUUUGUUCGGCAUGCGAACGUGGCCAGCGGACUGUCAAGUUUAAAAAUUUAUUUCGUCACCUGAUACAACGUUCCAGUAGAAUGAUCGCAAAGUGUGACGAUAACGGAAUCACGAGAUUGUGAUCAAUGAUAAAUUUUUUAUUACUCAUUCACGUACUAUUACCUCAAAUGUAUUCUCUGAAACGUAACCUUCUUUAGUUUGAAAAUGUACUGGUAUCACAAAACUGUAUUUAAUCAGAAUUUAUUAUAUUUUAUUGCACAGUAAUUCUCAUGCUAUUCCUGUACGUAUUCUGUUUAACACUGUAUUCUCCUUGACACAUUUUCUACGAAAUCAUCCAGUGACAAAAUAUCUUGUCGAUACCAGUUUACGUAUAAUUUCGUAUUUCCCCCAAACAUAUAUGUCUUUUUACAUCACGAUGACGUAGAGACUGACGCGAAUAAGACUUCGAGGCAUUCGGUCUACAAUUUUUUUCAACUAUAUUGUUCCCUUUUGGUCAGUGCAGUCUGUGACUGAGUAUUCAUCUGUGGUGUCUUGUUCCUUAAUCCGUCCUACAUAGCAAUAUCGUGAAUUUUGUGAUCGUGAAAAAUCCAUCAUGCCUAAUGACAACUCAAUAAGCCAACUGAAUAUUUCAAAUCAAGAUGUCAUAGAAGAGAGUCUAAAUACUCCUGAUUCAGAAUUUGACGAUGCUCUUGCUGUGCCUGACUGUUUGGAAAUCCAUGAAAAUAGUGAAUGCGUUGAUAUUAUUCAAGGAAAUUGUCAAAGAGUUAAAUCUAAUGACACAGAACAACCGAGGAUUAUACCGUUCACAGAAAUAUAUUCACUGUCUGUAAAGUUUGACAGUCGAAGCUGCGCAACAUUCAUUCCCGGUGAAGAUAUAACUGUAAAGAUAAUAGAUAUCGAGCGCAGUGUUACAACGCAUCCAUUGAAUCCAAAUUUAUACACAAUAGAGUUCAAACAUGGCUCUUUUGUUUGGACCGCUAAGAAAAGAUACAGCGACAUUCAGCAUCUUCAUAACCAAUUAAAGAUAUUCAGGGCAAGUUUGAAUAUUCCAUUUCCGACAAGAAAUCACAGAAAACAUAGAAAUAGUUUGAAAAAUCUUGGAGAUGAUCAAGAGAAGCGACGGAACAGAGGGGCUCUUCCCAGAUUCCCCAACAGACCAGAGAGUCUCGUGGCAAACGAACGAUUACCCCAAAGAAUGGAAAUGCUUGAGAAUUAUCUUGGGAAUUUAUUAAAAAUUGAGAUCUACAAGUGUCAUCCAGAAACAAUUAAAUUCAUGGAAUUGUCACGUUUAUCGUUCAUCGACGAUCUUGGAGGAAAAGGAAGAGAAGGAUUAGUUCUGAAACGCACUGGGUCAGGCACUCAAGCGACCUGUUGCUUUUGGAAUUUGUGGAAACUUAUAGGAUGCUUCCGAUGUAAUGUUUUUUGCACAUCUGUAUGGGGUACCUGGCAUGCGAGACAUCUAGUUGUCAAAGACACAUUUGUGGUGUAUAUCAACCCGAAGGAUGGAACAAUCAAAACUGUUAUCUUGAUGGACAGUGGUUUUGAAGUCAGCUCAGGAAUGUACUCGACGGGAUUGAAGAAUGCCUUGCAAAUCAUGAAUUUAAGCAGACAUAUAGUACUAAAAUGUCGAACACGGAGGAAAGCAAAGGAAUGGCUCGAAUUCUUGCAGAAUGUCGCCAAUACUGAAGGAAAACAAUUUAUCCAAAAGAAUCCUCACAACUCAUUCACUCCCUACAGACCGCAAACACCAGCUACUUGGUACGUCGAUGGCUCUGAUUACAUGGCUGCUGUUGCGGAUGCUCUUGAAAACGCUAGUCAAGAAAUUUUCAUUGCUGAUUGGUGGCUCUCGCCUGAGAUUCACUUAAAAAGACCUGCUAAUGACAAUGAUUAUUGGCGUCUAGAUAAAAUACUUCAGCGCAGAGCGCUACAAGGAGUCAAAGUAUUCGUGAUGAUUUACAAAGAAGUCGAACUCGCCCUAGGAUUGAACAGUUUCUACAGCAAGCAGAAACUCCUUGAAAGCGGUUCAGAGAAUAUAAAAGUAUUUCGGCACCCAGAUCAUGCACGAGCCGGUAUUUUCCUAUGGGCUCAUCACGAGAAAAUCGUCGUCGUAGAUCAAACAAUCGCAUUUCUCGGUGGAAUAGAUCUCUGCUACGGUCGUUGGGACAAUCACGAGCACCGAUUAACCGACCUUGGAAAUACUUCUCAUGCCUGCAUCUACGCUCUACAGACAGAGAAAGAAAUAACUACCAGUUCCGGACGAUCAUCUAAUAUGCAAAUGCACAAGCACGUUUUGCAGCCUUUAGCUGUUAAGACGAAUAAAGUUGCUCUAUCGACAACAAAAUUCUUAUCCAAUGAGCACAAUUAUGAGGAACCGUUCACGACAAUACCGAAGCUGUUAUCCGUCAAAUCUUUACCUACUUCUCAACCGCAAGAACUCAGGAAAACGGUCAAAGGUGAUUCUCCGGAAUUUCGAAGGAAAAAUUUCGUUGCUAAGGCUGUCGGCAAGGUUGUUGGGGUCAAGAGCUGUAUGAAGACGAAAAGAAAAGAACGGAUGAAUAAAGUUUACAGUGCAAAUGAACGCAACGAGGAAAAGGCCGGCAACCAUGAAGUUGAUCAUAUGUUUUUACAAAAUUCUAACGAUACUGAGGGCACGAGCAGUACGGAUUUUCAUGCCAGUCAUUCUUCAACCGGUGAUACGAGACUCUGGCUAGGCAAAGACUACACCAAUUUUAUAGUCAAGGAUUUCGGAGAUGUCGAGCACCCUUAUCAGGAUUCGGUGGACCGUAACACAACUCCUCGAAUGCCUUGGCAUGAUAUCGGCAUAAUGGUACAAAAUUUUGCAGCAAGAGACGUUGCUCGACACUUUAUACAACGUUGGAAUGCGAUUAAGAUGGAAAAGGCUAAACUGAAUCCAUCGUACCCAUUUUUACUACCAAAAUCGUACAAAAAUUUUAAAAUUCAUUCAAACGUUGUAAACCACCCAGCUGUUCAUAAAAUUCGGUGUCAAGUACUAAGAUCAGUUAGUUCCUGGUCCGCUGGAUUUCUGGAAUCGGAGACUAAGGAACAGAGCAUUCACGAAGCUUAUAUCGAUGCAAUAACGAAUGCGAAACGAUAUAUCUACAUAGAAAAUCAGUUUUUCAUAAGUCUCGCUACGACGGAUCGUACUUCAGUGCAAAAUCGAAUUGCUGAUACUCUUCUGAAACGAAUACUCCAAGCCUUCAGAGAAAAAGCGAUUUUCCGGGUUUUCGUUGUAUUGCCAUUGCUACCAGGUUUCGAAGGACAAGUCGGGGAAGAUACUGGGACUGCUCUCCACACGAUAACCCAUUGGAAUUAUACGUCAAUAUCGAGAGGCAAAGAUUCGAUCAUCAAACAAUUGAGAGCUUCCGGAAUUGCAGAUCCAAGCGAAUACAUUACAUUCCACGGUCUGAGGACUCAUUCACUUCUCAAUUGUACAAUGGUCACUGAGCUCAUUUAUGUUCAUAGUAAAUUAAUGAUCGUCGAUGAUGAUACCGUCAUUUGUGGAUCUGCUAAUAUCAACGACAGAAGUAUGAUUGCCACGAGAGACAGCGAAAUUGCUGCAAUUAUACACGAUGAAGAAUUCGCUGAAAAGGAUGUUGGUGGCAUAACUCUGCGUUGUGGGAAAUUUGCUGGUUCUCUGCGCAAACAUCUUUUCCGAGAACAUCUUGGUCUCCUGGAGUCUGACGAAGAAAUAGAGCUGGAUAACAUUACAGACAAGAGCUUUUAUCACGACGUUUGGCAGGCCCGAAGCAAAAAAAAUACAGAAAUAUUUGAGCAAGUUUUCCAAUGUAUUCCUUCAGACAAAGUGAUGAGUUUUGCUGCUCUGAAACUUUAUCAGAGUGAAACACCGUUAUGUCAAUCCAAUACUGAUUUGGCUCAACAGUUAUUAGCAGACGUAAAGGGUCAUCUCGUCGACUUGCCUCUGGACUUCUUAGCCUACGAGACUCUAACACCAGCCAUAAGAUCUGUCGAAGGAAUGUUACCCACGUCUCUCUGGGUUUAAAAGUAGUGAAAAUUUAUGGUUUAAAAGUAGUAUAAAUUUAUCUUUAUGGCAAUAACAGAGUUCUAUCGAAUCGUUAAGCGCCUAAACGUUACCGCAUUUUUAUCAGGCAUUUUAAAUUUUAUGUGUACAGAUGACGAUAGUUUUUCAAGAGUGACUCCGCGCGGUGUGUCAAGAUAGUGAUUUCUGAGAAAACUCAAAAAAACAACUUUCAUGAAGAUCAAUCGUUCCAUAUUCGACAUAUCGAAGCUGUUUUUCUGAAAAGCGAUGAAAAAUUUCACGUUUUACACAAUAACUUCGAAAUGCUUCUCUAAACUUUUCUAUUUUCCAUUGUCAUUUACAGGAAUGUAAUGAAGUUUUUGAAAAAAAUCCAAAAUUUUGAUCCUUCAGUUUAAACAUAUAACAAAACCAGCAGUAUUGGUACCGACUUGAGAUAAGCACAUUUGAGAAGCGAAUCGCACAAGACACUUCGACUAGAAACACCGUGAUAGCUCUCAAGAGUUUCCAUCAAAUUCUCGUAUUUUUUUAAAUUUGCAAGAAUAUGCUGGAAAGAUGGAUUAUCUCGGAAACUCUAAAUGAAAUAUUUUUCUAGAUAUUUAUAUUUUUAAGGUUAACUUUUAAACUUGACUUUAGCGAGACUAUCGUCUCGAAUCGUAAUGCAAUCAUACAGUUCAAAUAUUAAAUCGUAGAGGCUGACAUAAGAAAUCAUCCGAUAACCUUUUCUAUUUUCUUGUAGUUCAUCUCGCUUUAACUUAUUUAACUUUAUCGGUGACGAUUCACCUUUAAUAGUACAUAUAUGCUGAUUUCUUGCCGAUGAGGAGUCAUUUUUAUUCACAAAACGACUGAAGAUAUGAAUAAAACUAUCUGUGAUGAACUUCCCGAUUAUAUACAAAUUAUAUAUUGCUGUCGUCGGUAAUACUGUCCAUAAAGUCAUGUUAUAGUACUAUAGUACCAGUCAUGUCAAGAACGUAAUUAAUCAUUAACCAUCUCGAAAUAAAUCCUUUUUCCCAUUCAA
Molecule: messenger RNA, 5350 nt
Organism: Venturia canescens
Lineage: Eukaryota; Metazoa; Arthropoda; Insecta; Hymenoptera; Ichneumonidae
Product: phospholipase D2-like
Exons: 13
Coding region: 910-4338 (1142 amino acids)
Biological process (GO): phosphatidic acid biosynthetic process; intracellular signal transduction; phospholipid catabolic process
Cellular component (GO): intracellular membrane-bounded organelle
Molecular function (GO): phosphatidylinositol binding; D-type glycerophospholipase activity
Source: RefSeq, a predicted model, not a curated record